AUGAACAAAACUCCUCUACUAGAGUCCACAGCUGGUAUUAGUGCGGAUAGCUUGCUACUAUCUGCCGGUCUCCAACACAGUGGGGAGAGCCUGAUGCUGUCGCCGGGCACGACAAUGGGAAGUCUGAUGCAGCAACUUCCGGGUCAGACAGCGUCCAACUUGGGACUUCUUUCUAAGAGUGGUCCCUCGUCAGGGGAUAGCUUGGUGCUAUUGGGGGCAUCGUCAGAAAUAAAUACCGGCGCAGCUACAGCUGAACUCACAAGGGACCACGAACAAGCGGCUAUUUCUAAAGAGAACAGAGCCGCGGAAGUAGAACUACUGCAGCCAGGACGAGUGAAAAAUAGUGACGUUGCAUCAGUACCUCUAGCUCUACCAGUAGACGAGUCAACAUCUUCACCAUCAACCCAAAAAUUGCCUAAUAUCCAUCACUUUUUGGGAGGUGCUGGUGCGCUCUUAUUCCCAGCAACAGCAUCAAGUAUGCGCUCACGGUUUUACCAACCGCCGUUUGAACAGAAGAACACAAAUGAAAAGUCACAGUCUCCAGCCACGGCGCAGGAAGAGAGCAUCCGCUUUCCGUCUUCGUCAACUGUAGUACUAAAAAAAGUAUCUUCGCCGCAGGAUGUUGAAAAUAUAACCGGAAAUAAAGAGGCGGUUGAACUUGAAGAAGAGCCACUAUUAAACGCCGCCAGCACAACAACUUCAUCUCGUCCGGCCAUCUCUUCUCCAUCAGCAUCACCUCCACUUCUACCAGGUUCUAUCAACGCCAGGCACAAGAACAAGGAGAAUACUGAUAUUACUGAUCAUGAGGUAAGACCACGUGCUAGUUCUAUGCCAUCUCGUCACUCUUUUGGAUCCUUGAGGGAGAGCUACCUGCAAGAGCCUGCGAGAGCUGCAUACAGAGAUCCAUCGCUGCUGUUUUCUUCGGACGAGAGACCAGCCAAAGGUGCUACCACUGGCAUGAUACCGCCAAUUGGCUUCUCUGCACCUGGAAUUGAAGAUAGGAUUGCAGCUGCUCUUUCGUCUCCGCUUGCUGAAGGUCUUGAAGAUGUCGUUGCACCAGGAGAUGAACCAGGUCAACAUCAACAUCCUCAACAUACAACGACGACCCCUCUAGUGCUUCAGCCAGCAGCACAUGUUCAAACUUCUCGAAAGGAAGAAUUACCAGUGCGAAGACAUUCUUCUCCCGCUCGUGUGCUAGCACCACAUAGUUGGGAGCGUCAGCGCGAUGACUGGCGAAAUCUACAGAGUUUCCUCCGCGAAAAGAGUAUAUCGCCACCAAAGCUGCAACGUGUGCCGCCACCUUAUGUUGUGAGUGCACUGCUAUUAUUAGCUUGUUUGACGAAGACAUCAGUUGUUUUUGUUAUCCUUGCCAAUUAUAAGUCCUCAAAGUGAAAAAUCUUGUUGCUUAGAAUUAGAUCAUUCGAACGCAUUUGCAUUUUGAAUCACCGUCAGAAUAACCUCCUCACCACCAUCUGAACACAAGAACUACUUUCAUACACUGGAGCUUACGAGAAAACUCGAGGCAAGUACGCUCUCGCAGGCAGCUCGACUCGCGGCCAGGCUGGCGCCAAAGUGAACGAUAUUUCCACGAGGUUAUGAAGACUACAAAUAUGAGAAUAUCAGAAUGGUGAAAAGAUAGAUUCAGCAUGGGUUUGUAUUCGUACUUGUCUAAGGUGACGUAGUUCGUGUCGAUAACGCUCGUCUUGCAGCUAGUAAAAAGAACAGAGAAAACAUCAGAACUUUAUGUUGCUAUGAAAUUUGAAGGUAGAAAAACUACAUAUCCCUCAUACAGUCAUUAACAGAAAGGUCUUUAUUUUUAUGUGAGAAAAUAUUCUUCAGUUACAUCAAAGAGUCUUUAAAUAUAGAUUUUUGUUAUUCUGUUAAACUACUGUCUGGCGGGAUGGGGAUUCCAUCCGCAUCCGACCGAAUUUCUUUAAUCCAUGAUUUAUUUUCGUGUCUGAUAAAAUGGCCAAACCAAUUGCGACGUCUUGCAAGACAUUUUGAUAAUUGCGACGUCUGCUUUCAUAUACGCUAGAAGAGGUCGACCUGGACUCAUAAUUUUGAAAAUUAUUUCCUUCUAGGUCGCUAACGCCGUCAAGGUCAAGGUUUUUAGUGUCCUUCAUUAUGAUUUAACACCAUAUGGAUAUGCGAACAAUACAUCAGACUAAAACUACUAUGGUUUGCAUUAAUAUGUAGGAAAUUCUUUUUUGAGGAUCUUAAAAUCUGUAGUUCUCGUCUGUAAAUGGUAAAUCUCCGAGAUCAUGACACAUCACUUGUUCUACUUUGGGCUUUUUUUAUUUUCUGUUUUAGUAUCCCGCCUAUCCUCGACGCUGAUAAGGUGCAGCUUAAUCUUUGAUUCGUUUGAGAAAAUAUUUUGCAUGUUGAUCGACAUACGGAGCGAAAAGGCACUUUUCUUUUUGAAUGACCAAAAAAAAAUCCCUGAAGAUGGAGAAGAUGAUUUCUAGAUGAAAACAAGAAAAUAAUACAUUCUCUCUUGUCAAGGAAUCAAGAACAAGAAUUACAUUGAUCCUCGGCGACAAGGAAAAUAAGAAACACAGGACUGCGACUGACAACGAUUCAGACCGACUUGUGUUGAAGAUCAUGAG
Messenger RNA from Amoebophrya sp. A25, 2606 nucleotides. The record is from the annotation of a GenBank genome assembly. Lineage: Eukaryota; Dinophyceae; Syndiniales; Amoebophryaceae.